UCAGAUAGAUACACUACAAUGUCAACCAAUUAUAAUAAAAUCGAUAAUUCUCAAUCAAAGAUUGUUGAUGUAAAUUUGGUAGAAUCGGCAUUUGAUGGUAUAGAAUAUAAUUACAUUAAAAAUACAGAAAAAACUUCUGUGAAUGAAGAUAACAAGCCAUUAGAAUCUGACAAAAUAAACAUGAAUAAGUGUGUUGCAACAUCGAACUUUGACAGUGGCACUAAUGUUAAAGACUUGGACAAGAAAAUAGAUGUGUGUGAUAGACAAGUGGAUGGUGAAAUAGUUGAACAUGAAAAUGUAGAGGUACAAAAAGAAAAAUCUCAAGACAAUAUGAAUAAGAACCUAGCUGAGGAGAUCACGAAUGUUCGCGAUCAAUCUGAUGAUAACACAAAUAAAAUACCUAUAAAUGAAAGGAAAGAAUUCGCAAGAAAUGACUCGUUGCAAGAUGGAUCUUCAUACAAUGACAAACAUUCUCCAACCUCUGUAGUGAAUUCAAGUCCUGGAACGGCAUCUUCAUCUUCUAAUAAAGAUUUGAAAAAAGAAAAUAAAAUUUCAACAGAAUAUAUCAAAACGGUGUUUCACGUACACUUACCUCAAAAUAUUAAAGAAUUCGGCGUACCAGCUGUCGUUGGUAAUAUCAAGGAGUUAGGGAUUUGGGGUAAUCCGAUUGUCAAGCUUCAUCAAAUUUCUCGUCAUCUCUCCCCCAGUUGUGCUAAUACCUACUGGAUUUCCGAUCCCGUUCGGAUUUCUUUAAAAAAUAUCGAAUCUAUUCAGGAAAUACGUUAUAAAUAUGUGGUUGUUCCAGCACAGCAAAAUGCAAAAAAAACCAAAGAAGUCACAACUAUGAUCUCUGAAGGCUUUGCUGAUGUGACCGAACGUAUUCUUUUAUUGCAAAACAAUCAGUAUGAUAUAUGGACGGACGGUGAUUUACUCCAUAUUAGUCAAGUUGAAGAUUAUUAUUUUGCUGAGCUUAUAUUCAAUUCUAUAACUCCAGAAAAUUUUAAAGAAAAAAUUAUAGAAUAUCAAGCAAUUAAUAGGAAUCAUUGGCCAAAGACAAUCCAUGUAGUGUCGAUCGAGUUUUUUAUAAAAUGCUUACGUAAAAGUAAAUCUAAAGAGCAUCGUCUUUUAGUACUUGUCUUUUUGGGAUAUUAUGUUCACAGAAUUCAGGGACGUUCACGUCAUCGUGUUGAUUUACCAGACGAAUUUCCUACAAAUUUGUUACUUGAUGUAUUAGAAUCUGUUCAAGAAAAUACUUUUCCAUCUGAUGUGCAUCAAAUUGUUAUGAAAGCUGUGGAAACUUUAAUUCGUCAUAACGUUUUCAACGGAAAAUUUGACUGGAUUAAAAUAUUUCCCAUUGCUGAAUUGCUUGAUCCGGAAUUCAAAUUCGUCGAAUCUCUCAGGUUCAGAUUCGAUGAGAAGACCGAAUUGCAUUUUCUCGCUACUUUGCAUGACAAGGCAUUCCAUUACAUUGACCAAAUCAAAGAUUUAGAGGCCUAUGCUAGAGUUGGAAAGUGGUUAAUUUCAAUAUGUGAAACGAUGAAAUCACUAAUCUACCUUUGGAACAAUAUAAUUGAACAUGAUGAAAAUGUCAUAGUUUUACUUCACCACACAUUGUUAGAAAGAGUCCAAAAGAAUAUACGACUUAAGGAUAUUGUUCAAUUACAUGAGCUAUUCUUUGAACUUCCAGAAGACUUUGCUGAGUUAGUGGCGGAAGCAUUUCGAAAAAGAAUUAUUGUGCAUUUGCAAAAUAGUCUUAAAUUUCCAAAUUUGCCAUCAAAACAUUCAGAAGCAAUAUUUCAAUUUUUAGAUAGUGAAAAACUUUUUUGGACAUCCGAUGAUUAUAUUAAAAUAUUGAACUUAUUCUCUCAGUUCACUGACAUUCAAAUGUUGUACUAUUUUCAUAAACUAUUAAAAGCCUUUCAAGAUGAGUAUGAUGACCUCAAAGAAGAACGGGAGACCCUUUUUAAAAUUUGUAAAAAAUGGUAUGAACGCCUCUUGGAUCGUUUAACUACUUCAUCUCGUAUUCAACAGGAUACUAUCCUUUUGAUUUUCCAUCAUGCAUCACUUCUCCACGAGAGAAUUGGAAGACAUACAAUGCUCUGGAAAAAAAUAAUAGAACUCGCUGUCCAUAGUAUAAAACAAUUUCCCGAAAGUCUUGUUUUCAAAGCUAUACCAAGUGUUGAGAAGCUUCCUCCGGAAAUUGUUAUGCAUUUUCGUCGAAUAAUUGAAGAAAUGUUGACUGCUUCCACGCAACAUAUCGAUGAUCAAUUGAUCAUAAGAAUUAAGCAAAUUGGUGCUCUUUCAGGUGAACAACUUGUGAUUCCGAGCUCGCUAAGCGAAAAUUUGAUUUGUCAUAUUAUUGAAUGUUUGGAAAUAAAUCACCCAUCUUAUGAUACGGAUUUAGAUACAGCACCGGCAAGUUUUCACCUAUCUCUUCUUAGUGCAGCGAAUUUUUGGAAAAUGAUCUUGAGAGCUGAUGGUUAUGUGGGAAAGUUAAAUUCACUUCAUUACAUUAAGAUGGUUAAAAGAGCGAUUUCACAAUUGGGUCUUGAUAUAAUAAAAGAAUCAAUUGAUAUUUUUCUCUUACAAAAUAUUUGCAAAUAUGAUGACGAUUUUUUAUUUACAUAUUUUGAGUCUGUAUCAAUACUCGAUGAUGAAAAUGUUGAGGUACAUGUCACAAAAGAAAUUUUAGAAUCAAUUAAGGAACAAACCAGAGAAUAUUUGCAAACAUUUGAGCAUCUUAAUGCUUUCUAUGUACGAUAUUGUUCGGUCACUAAGGUCAUAGAUGAACAUGACUAUAUUAGUCUUUUACAUGAACAAAAGAACAUAUGGGAAUCAAUUUCACUUGACCAAAUCCGGCGUCCAGAAAUAUGGGAGGAUCAUUAUGAGAUUUUAGAUGUUGCCAAGAAAGUUUACAAAUACAAUAAAUCCCAAACAUUUUAUAACGUUUUUGAAAAAAUUUUGCAAGAAAUCCCGUAUGAAAUAAAUGUACAAACCCUUGUACAAGACAUUAUGCCAGAAGUUUUUGAAUCAUACGUUAAAGAUUGUUCUAAAUUUCAAAAUUGGGAAGAUCUUCAAUUGACUUUCGCAGCAAUGUUUUGGAAAAAAGUCACAAAUAUCAACAUUGAGCUUGAAUUCAUGGCUGAAUUUAUUCCCAAGAAUCAAGAUCAAAAGUACAUGAUGACCCUUAAUUAUCUUUCUGAAAUUUUGAAAAUAACACAAAAGUUACAUCAACUAUCAACUGUGUUAGAAAUAUUUAACGUGCCUCGGAGUGAACAGGAUUGGCUCUCAAAAGCUCUUAGUGAUCUUGAAGAGCAAUCAAUCUUUUUAGGUCAAUUAAACUCUGUAUUUGAUACUAUUAGUAAUUAUCUUGACAUCAUUGAUGAAAAUGGCUGGUCAUUAAUUAAAGAGCUCUCAAUUGCUGAAGACUUUAUCAUUUUUCUAAGAUCUAUUGCGGAGCACGAUCUUAAAAAUCUUAUAAAUGGUGUCGAUGAUCAUUCAGAUGAACGAUUGAUUCAGGAAGACACAGUUUCAUCUCUUAUUCAGGUUAAACAAUUUUUGUUUCCGCUAUUGAAUGCUGCACCAACCUUAACCUUGGAUACAUUUUUACAAGAAUUAUUUAAAGUCAUUGAAUUGAAUCCAACACUCGCAACAAAAGUUACAUUAUGCAAUAGCAACAAUAUGGCAUUACAAAAUAUGUAUGCAAACAUUAGUAACAGAGGAGAGGUGACUAAAGAAAAGAUUCGAAAUGCUGUUAAAAUUGGAACUUAUAAAUUUGAAUGGAAAUCAACAGAUAAAAAAUGUUCAGUGAAUUUAUCAUAUCCAAUUACAAAAACAAGAAUUGUCACAUAUAAUUUUAAUGAUUUGCAAGAUUUGCGAGGACGAGCUCUUUUAAUUGCAAAACCAGAUAUCACAAUUAGGGAUUCGAACGAUGGGAACAAAGAAGAUAAAACAAAGGAUAUAAUGGAUGAAUUUGUACGUCAAGUGGAUAUAACUCAGGAUAUCGUUAAUAAUAUCGCCGCGAAAUUGAUUGAGGCCGGUCAUUUUGGAUAUAGAGAGUUUCAAACUUCAGUCAAAGGGUCUGAAAAUAUGAUUCAAUUGGUCGAAAAAUUAAAAGCGGAGCUUAGAAAAUGGGAAAAUUUAGUGAAUAAAGCACAGGAAAAUAAUUACUAUCUAACAUUCUUUCCAGCACGACAUAUCCUAGAAUUUUAUGAUUUUUUCACAAGUCGUUCACCUAGCAAUACUAAACUAUGCCAAAUACUCGUUAAAUUUGUAAACCCGAAUGCCAAACUACAGACUAGAGACAGAGCUUUAACAAUUGCUCAAAUCCGAAAGGAUUCACAUCUUCAGAUAUUGAAUGAUAUUGGAACUAAACUGCAACAUAUUUUUGAACCGCCAAAAGCUCCACGUCUCCUAAAAACCCCAAUAGAACGCGUAGCAUCAGAUGUUGUGAGUCGUGGAAAGCUAUUUGUUGCCGCAUGCAAUGACAAGUCACGUGUUCCAAACAUUAUAAUGUCGUUGUAUGCAAAUCAUGGAUCGUUUCCUGAGCCUUGGCAAAUCCUGAUUUGUACUUCUUCCACAACUUCGGAAGAACUUUCAAUAUUUAUCAAAAGAUGUUUUUUGGCUUUUAAUAAAGGAUACAAAAACCAUUUGUUUUGCAUGGCAAAUUUGGAAUUACUUGACUUUGAAUUACAAUACAAUUUAGUGAACAAGAUUCGAUCCAUGCGAGAAAAAGAGCCCAAUUACUUCCUAGCGUUAAUCUGCUAUUCUGAAGGUGGAAUGCAACAUCACAUAUUGGAUCAAUUUUCACAAGAUGUUCACCCAACAAACGGUCUAAGUUCUAGUGCAAUGUCAACUAUUUAUCAAAAAUUAUGUUCUAAUGUUACAUGCGUGUCUUCGGAUCUUUCAGGUCAGGGCAAAACGGAAUGGAUUAGGCGACAGUGCUUUGAAAAUAAUAAACUUCCAAAGAGUUUUCUCAUUAGUGAUGGUGCUGAUUUUGGAAAGCUUGUUAGACAAUUAAAAGAGUUUACACUUAGACCAAUAGAAUGCGUGCAUAUAAAUAUAAUUUCAUCAGAUUAUCCCGGUGAUGUUAAUUUGUUUCUUUUUGAACUUUUAAGUUUUGGAAUUGUAUCUAAUAAUGCUGAUAUAGCAAGCCUUCCUCGCGCAUCCAUCAUACCUGUAUAUAUUGAGAUUGCAUCGAGCUUCCAACAGCAUUUACUAAGAUCACUUCCGAUGAUGGAUUAUUUGCCGAAACAUCAUAUUACAUGGAAUAUUGAUAAUUUGAUAAUCUCACGAGAUAUUAAUAGUCCCAUGCAAAUAGUAUGUCAUUAUUUAUUUGCACUUCAUAUGAUUCAGAUUGAUACAAAAAACAUUUCGUUCAUGGAUACAAAUACAAAAAAUGAUGAAACCUGGGAUGCACAAUGUCGAGAACUUAUAAAUCGAUAUUUCUUUGAAGACAAUAAUUCAGAAGAAAUACUAUCAUUCCGAUUUUUGGAAAUUUUUAUUAAUGUCUUUGCUAAUCAGUUGAUUCGACUAUCUUCAAGUUCAUAUUUCAAAGUUGAAAAUUUAGCUUUAAUGCUUGAAGAAGAAACAAAUAUUAGGACGACAUUAGUAGAAACGUUAUUAGAAGUAUCAAAGGAUUUCGCCAUGAGAUCAAUUCAAACGAAAUCAGCACAAUUAGAGGCAACUUCAUUUGAUGGCAAUGAAAGUACACAAUUAAGUACAAUUAUGAAGUGGGAUGAUUCAAAUCAUUUAUUAGUAUUUUUUUUAUCACAAGCACCAGAUUCUAUUUGUGCCUUGUAUCGCGAUAAGGAAAAAGUUCCCGAAAAUGUCCAAACUUUGCUUAAAAGCCAAUUUAUCGCACAAAAUUUGGAACAAUGGGAGCUGGAUGAUUAUUCGAAAUUGUCGGCCGAAGUUCUAUUGGAAAAAUUGGAAAGCAUUGCUAGAAAAACAUUUCAUAAGAUUGAAUAUACACCUUACGCAUUGUCUGCAGAUAAUUUGGUGAAGAUGGCAUUAAUCUUAUUGAGAACACGUGCAAAUAUUCCGGUCGUAAUUUCCGGAGAAGCUGGAUGUGGAAAGACAAGUUUGAUUGGAUUCUUGGCCGAAGUUGUCGGAGCUCAAUUCUUUGCUCUUAAUCUUCAUGCUGGCAUUAACGAACAAAUUAUUACUGAAUUUAUGACCAACGCCCGUAAUAAUGCCAAGAAAGGCGAAGUUUGGAUAUUUUUUGAUGAGAUUAAUACUUGCAACCACAUAGGUCUUCUUUCGGACCUAAUAGCUCAUAGAAUUUAUCUUAGCAACCCAAUACAUCACAACAUUCGAUUGUUUGCUGCGUGUAAUCCUUACAGGAUUCGCACCAAAAAUAUUAGUGAGGCUGGAUUACAAACUAAGAAAAUUAAGAAAUAUGAAGAACAAAGUAAUCUUGUUUACGAAGUAAAACCGCUUCCAGAUCAAAUCCUUGAUUAUGUCUGGGAUUAUGGUAUACUUCAACCAGAUGAUGAAAAACAAUAUAUUCAAAUCAUGGUAGCUACACAAUUAAAGGAAUUAAAUCACCCAGCUUUAGCUGAUCUAUUAUCAGCCUCCCAACAAUAUAUUAGAAAUGUAGAAGAACCAUAUAGCGUUAGUCUUCGUGACAUAAAGCGUGCAAUAAUUUUGAUUCAAUUCUUUUACGAGAGUUUACAAAAUCGUCCUCCAAUUCGCAAAAAUGUAUCGAAAUAUCCGCCGGAUUCACAUGUUAACAUUCGUUCAUAUAUUUUAGCAUUAGGACUUUGUUAUCAAUCGAGGUUGUAUGACCAAUUAUUACGCAAAAAAUAUAGAGAGAUUAUGUGUGAAAUAUUUAAAACUUACGAUGUUGACGUAGAUGAAAAAGAAUUCAUUAAGAUUAUUAGAGAUGAACAAGAAGAUUAUAUUAAUAGGAUGAUUUGUCCGCCAAAUACUGCAAAAAAUGAGGCGCUUCUGGAAAAUGUUUUAGUUAUGACUGUUUGUAUUUUAACUAGAAUACCUGUUUUUAUUAUCGGCGCGCCUGGAUCCUCAAAAUCAUUGGCCAUUCGCCUUGUUGGCCAAAAUCUGCGUGGGUCCGAUUCGAAUGAUGAAUACUUUAGGAAAUUGCCACAGGUGUACCUUAUUCCUCAUCAAGGUUCAUCAUCUUCAACAUCCGAGGGAAUUUUAAAGGUUUUUCAAAAAGCUCAAAACUUUCAAGAGACAAGUUCAAAUGAAUUUCCCGUAAUCAGUGUAGUUCUAUUGGAUGAAGUAGGACUGGCUGAGACAAGUCCAUUUAAUCCGUUGAAGGUACUUCAUUCGUUAUUGGAACCAAGUUAUAAAUCUAGCCGUCCUAGCGUUUCUGUUAUUGGAAUAAGUAAUUGGAGAUUGGACAAUAGCAAAAGUAGUAGAGCUUUAUUAGUUCAAAGGUUUGACUUAGAUGAUCUGGUGGAUACUGCAGUUCGAAUAUUGGACAAUAAAAUUUCUGACCAUAUUCAAAAAGCAUCUUUAUACCCACUCGCAAAAGCAUAUUCCAUUUAUGAGCAAGAAGGUCAAAUUAUUCCAAACUUCCAUGGCCUAAGAGAUUACUAUGCUUUCAUUAAAUCCCUCUCUUUGAAUGAUCUAACUCCAGAAAAUAUUCAAAUAUCCCAAAAUAAUGUCCUACGUACCAUACAAGAAACUCCUUCACCAAUAAAAUCACUGGACUCGUGA
This is a messenger RNA of Dentiscutata erythropus, 7686 nucleotides long. The record is from the annotation of a GenBank genome assembly. Lineage: Eukaryota; Fungi; Glomeromycota; Glomeromycetes; Diversisporales; Gigasporaceae.